UUUGCAAAAUUUGGAAUUUGCUAGCAACAUAGUAAUUUAGCCUUCUUUUUUCUUAUCGCCUUUUAUUUUGUUGCAAACUCCAAAAUACAUGUAUGGUAUUCUUAUUUCUCUACUUCAUAACUCAUCUUUAGAGACAUGAAAUAUUUAUUUUUCAUUGUAGGUAGUUAAGUGAACACAAGAGCCUAUCGAAUAAGAACAAAUGGUAGAGAUCAAGUCUCUUAAAGCACUGAUCUUUCAGAGUGAUGCUUAUCAAGCCACAGGCUGGUACAACCUCCUAUUCUCAGAGUUUUUAAGAAUGGGUCCUAGAUCAAACACUUUUAGUUACACAGAACUGAAGACCGCCACCGAAGACUUCAAUCCUACAAAUAAGCUGGGUCAGGGUGGAUUUGGCACCGUUUUUAAGGGCACAUUACUAGAUGGGCGGAUAGUGGUUGUGAUAACUGACUGGAUACCACCAAAUAAGGCCCCGUUUGGAUACCACCAAAUAAAUUGCUUUUUCUACUUACUGCAGUAGAUAACUGACUUUUUUGUUUAGUUAAACCAUUUUUUUAGAUAACUGACUUAAUUCAG
Magnolia sinica is the source of this 570-nucleotide messenger RNA. Its product is annotated as probable serine/threonine-protein kinase PBL18. NCBI's taxonomy places the organism in Eukaryota, Viridiplantae, Streptophyta, Magnoliopsida, Magnoliales, Magnoliaceae. Bases 200 to 514 code for a protein of 104 amino acids. The transcript has 4 exons. The record is from RefSeq and is a predicted model, not a curated record.